AAUUUUCAUAAUAAAAAGCAUUUAAUAAAAACUAAUGUCUAUUAUGGAGGCGUAAGCUGUAAAAUAAAAAAUGGCGACCCAUGUGGUGUAUCUAAAUGGUACAAAAAACCUUGAUAAUUUGUUGGGAUUUCUCAAAGUAAAUUCAUCGUUAGUUAAGUUUGAUAAGAAGAAGAAUGUUGGAUUAAAUGAGGGUCCAGUCUACUUUGUUGAUGACAUCAAAAUAUCUGGACAUAAUACAGUGGCUAAAACAUUGGUGAAUUUAUCCGACCAUAAGUUUUUAUUGGGCCAGAAUGAAUUCGAACAGGCGGAAGUGGAUCAAUGGCUUGAUUUCUGUCAAUGUAAUCUCACUGGCGGUGACAGUUUGCAGACAAAAUCGAUCUGCAAGAAUUUGAAUGCUUAUUUAUCAGACAAAACAUAUUUUGUGAACGACACUUUGACACUAGCGGACAUCAUGAUGUGUUCGUACCUUCGAAAAGAAAUGGUCAGUCUAACUUGCGCUGAGAGAGAAGAACUGAUCAACUUAACAAGAUGGUAUAAUCAGAUGCAAAGUUUACCAGGACUUUUACAAAAAUCCAAGCCGAUUCUAAUUCAACGUACAUUGUUGUAUUAAAAAAAAUCAUUAAUGUUAAAUAUAUUUAUUACAUAAUUUUA
Molecule: messenger RNA, 651 nt
Organism: Hydractinia symbiolongicarpus
Lineage: Eukaryota; Metazoa; Cnidaria; Hydrozoa; Anthoathecata; Hydractiniidae
Product: eukaryotic translation elongation factor 1 epsilon-1-like
Exons: 5
Coding region: 71-610 (179 amino acids)
Biological process (GO): positive regulation of DNA damage response, signal transduction by p53 class mediator
Cellular component (GO): cytoplasm; aminoacyl-tRNA synthetase multienzyme complex; nucleus
Source: RefSeq, a predicted model, not a curated record